Notodromas monacha is the source of this 2257-nucleotide messenger RNA. The record is from the annotation of a GenBank genome assembly. NCBI's taxonomy places the organism in Eukaryota, Metazoa, Arthropoda, Ostracoda, Podocopida, Cyprididae.
CGUGACACGAUUCGAGAAUGAAAUCAUGUGGACACGAGAUCCACGUUAUUGUGAAGGAAGAAGGAAAAUCGCGAGACUGAGUCAAGAUCAAAUCUGCGUCUCUCCAAGUCAACUUUUCUGCUUAACCCUCCCUAUACAGAUAAUUCCUGUCCACCCAUUUAAUCCCAGGCUCCAUUUCAUCUUCAGGAAGCAGAAAGAAAUUAGCAGACUGACCAAAUCCGCAUCUUUUUUUUCUUUUCUUCUUCUCAUUCUCUCGUCUUUUUCUCACGAUUCGCUUGUUUUUUCGCUUAAUGUAAAGACAAAUCGCGACGGCGAAACAAAAUAUAAUUUUUGCUGUCGGGCGGAAGAAAAGUUCGAGGUCAUGACGAAUGAGCGAGUUGAAGAUGCGAAUAAUGGCGGGAAGAAGCUGAGUUUGUUCAAGUCUUGGCAGACCUGGUUUCAUGAUUCCAGCAGCAGCAGCUCCAAUGAGGCUUCGGACUCCGAGGUCUCAUCAUCGCAACCCAGCAGCCAAGAACCCUCGCAAGCAUCAGCUCUCAACAACGUUGAUUUGUCUCUGAUGACGAGAAAACGAGACCCAGGUUCCUCUUCGGAACCCGUUGAGAAAAGGCCUCGUUUAACUCCGAUGGGCUCGGGGUACUUCGAACCAGAAAUGUUGAAGGCAUCAGUAGCGGCCCAAGCUUUGAAUGACUGCGUCUCAUCGUCGCGACCCCAACGGAUCCAUACCCUCAACUUUCGUUACCCACACUGCAGAACCCCUUUGAAACCAUGUCCCAAGAGUCCUUGGGCAGCUUCGCAUGAGCAAGAGAUAGCUGGAAGAAGCAGAACCGUGAUCCCGCCGCCAUUUCCUUUUUCCAUCCCUGGCCGGGAGAAGCAAACCCAGAUUGAGUACAAGCUCAAGACCGGGAACAAGACGUGUCAAACUGUGGCCAGUGUCGGGAACGCCGUGGCCUCGGACACCAGUGACCUUUUGCCCGUGCCACCAACCAGCAGCAGCAGCAGCAGGCAAAUGAUGGGAGGGGUUUGUCGACACGGGAGACCGUAUUCGGGGGUGCUAAUGACUGACAAGGGCACGCAAACGAGUCCCAUGGCAGCAUCUGUUACCUUGCAAAGAAAGAGCGCCAGUAAUCGUGUGAACAAAAAGGGAUUCUUCUUCUGGGUGUCGUCUUACUUGAGGAAAUUGAAUAAGAAACUUCCUGAAGAUGUCAAUGGGAAGAAGGAAUUUGUAGUGCAACAGUUCCAGGGUGCUGAGAAUAAUAAGCUCAGACAAAAGCGGACUUGGAGGGAAAGUGCUGGGAAUGAUGAUGAACUCCUGGAUCAAAGGAUGAAUAACAUUGGCCAGGGUGAUCAUGAGGCCAGAGAACAGAGGCCCGUAAAUUACCCAGACCAUCAUCCACAGCAUCAAAAUCAACAACAGCGACAUCAUAUUAUUCAUCAGCAUGAUGAAGACGCCCUGCUGCAGCAGAAGCCACGCAGGGUGCCAUUUCAUCUGCCUUCGUGUCCGGGUCGUAGAUGUCGCCUCUGUCUCGCCGGCACCAUUGCCUCCGUGUCGCACGUCAAGCACGUGCCUGGCAUCACGGACACUGAGCACUGGGCCAAAGGUCGGGUCAAAUUUGCCCCAGUGGCCAUUGGUUCUGAUAGUCAAGCGGCUUUGGAUGCCCAAGAGUGGAUGGAUCGUGGGUCCGAGACCCUUGUGAGGAGGUCGUCGGAUCGGGUUGCUUGCUACUCACCCAGGAAGCGAAGGAAGCUGAUGGAACCCUUUGCUGAGAAUGAAAAUGUGGGAAUGGAAGACGAAACCCCGCAGAUGAUUCCGGAAAACGCUUCAAGGUCCACUGCUGUGCACCACGAUCUCAUCACCCACCACCACCAGCACCACCAACAACAACAACCAGAGGAAGAUGCUCUUGCAUCAGGCAUGACAUUGAGGAAUAUUUACGGACCCCACUCGUCGGGUUUCGGGAUCCCAUCCCCAUUUACGACGCAUAAUAGGCUGACGGGGUUCGAGCGUCGUCACGCGCAAAUCGGAGAACUCAUGGGUUUGUCGGCCAAUUACAUUUUCAACAACAAUCAGGACUUGAAUGAAGUUCUCCAGACGAGGGACCGGAUGGAAGCUGGAGAAUUUCUAGUUGAUCUUGUUGGACAAACUCAAGACAGAUUUCAGAAGGAGCUCAAGAACAAGAACCAGUUGUCGCGAAUUUUCGGAGGCACUUCUGCAGAACCAAGCAUAUCGAAUUUAAUCACCAGCUUUGAGCUGACGGAA